This is a messenger RNA of Ruditapes philippinarum (Manila clam), 12618 nucleotides long. RefSeq lists its product as uncharacterized. Lineage: Eukaryota; Metazoa; Mollusca; Bivalvia; Venerida; Veneridae. The annotation marks the transcript as partial. The record is from RefSeq and is a predicted model, not a curated record. The transcript is spliced from 77 exons.
AUAGUAUGUACAGUCAGUUAAAUAAUCGGCGGCGAAAAAGAGAGACAUUUGAUGAACUUGGGGCUAAUCUGGACACAUUUGUAACAAAUGUAAAAGGCUUUUUGAAGCGUUUUGAUAUUCGCCGUGUGAAGUUAGGAGAUAUUAUCACUUUUCUUGAUGAACUAGGACUUAAAGAGACAACAGAAAAAAUGGCAAAGCUCGUAAAAACUAUAAAGGCGGCCAUAGAUCAAGAAACAUGUGAAAGUCCCUAUCAUAUGACCGACCCAGAACUAGAAAAUGCUCUGUUAAACAGGGGAAAGCAGGCAAAGACCAAUAGCAGAGAGGAUAUGAUAAAAGAACUACUCAAAGCUGACCAUAGCUGUCCAUUUAUUUCCUUUUCACUUCCUACAACCGAGACGUUGUACUGCACACUUGAUGAAAAAUGUCUUGGACUUGAAUGUUGCUUGACGAUAGAAGCAUUUGACCUGCUUCAGAAGACUUACAAAUUUUUUCUGAGACUUGAUCCCAAAAUUUUUGUCCUUGUUUAUUUAAAAAAAGAUUAUGAAGGUGUUUGGACAACUAAUGUGAAGUUCGACUUUUUGGAAGACUACGAAAUUGUUAUAAAGUACAAUGUUUUAUCAUCAACAAAAGACAUAAAGUUGACAGUCGGCGUUGGUCUCUGUAAUUCUGGAAAUGUCGAUGACUGUUAUACAUUCUUUUACUUGCUUAAAAAAGCCAUUUUUCCAAUUCCGACACUAAAUGCGAACGGUACAAUAUCGUACACAAAACUAAACUUCACAGACAUUGUAGAAGAUUUGAAAGAUAGUUUUAAUGAAGCUGGCGAAACAAUAGUAGAAUCUGCUGUUGAUGAUGCUAUAACUAUGUUUUUAGAACAGCUUGGGAUUUCAAGCGAUUUACUUCUGGAUGCGCCAUCAUACCGCUCAAUUGACACUUUCGAAAUAGAUGAGCUAAUGGAAUACCUACAAAGCAAGAAUCUUUCAAUAGAAGGGUCUUUUGACAACCUGAAGACGAGAUAUUUGGAUAGUGAAAGAAGUUGCAGCACGAAUGGAAUCGAUAUAAGCCUACCAGACCCGCCAUUAGAUUUUCUACAUUAUAACAUAUCGGAUAAUUGUAUGCAUGUCAACGCAUUCGUAGACAUAUCAGUGCCUGGUAUAGAUUUCUCGAGAACAUUUACUGCAUAUGUUGAGCUUGACCCAUGUCACUAUAUUAUACGAGCUGCCUUUGAGAAGUGGAAUACAACUGUCAUUCUCUUCGAAUAUGAUUGGGGUAAAACAGAAACAUUACCACUGGCAAAGGAUGUCCUCGUUACGUUUAAUAUCAACAAAAAUGACGAAAAGAAAGUGUUCCUCGUUGAUAUUGGUAUAGUUUUUAAGCCAGCUGACAUUGAUGUGACACUCCUUAAAGACUUUCAAAUACCAAUUCCAAUCUGCAACGGCAACUUUUCGUUAGAAGGAAGCUUAGCAAACAUAGCUGAAAUACUUGGAGGACAGAUAAAUAGAGAGAUAUUUGAUCUGGUGUUAAAACAAUUAGGGGUCGAUGAUAUCAUUAAGGAAGGAUCAUGCACAUUACCUUCGCCGCCUACAAACUGCCCAUCAGAAAUGGACAUAUCAAAAAUGAUACCAAAAGCCAUGGAAAAUCAUUUACAGUGUCAAUUGGCUGAAAACUGUUUUGGAAUAUCUUGUUGCGUUUACAUUAACUUCACAAUACCACUGUCGAGUAUUGAAAUGAACAUAUCAUUUCCAGUUUGGUUCCGACUAGAUCCUUGCGAUUUUCGUGUCAACACGGGCAUUGGCCAUUUUCAAUUCGAGGAACAACUUUUGAAAUAUGAAUGGGGAAAGGAGUCAAUCAUACCAAUUGGGUCAGGAGACAAUGCGCCGAUACAAAUAAUAUACACAAUAGACAACUACGAAGACGGGUUUAUACUUGACCUCCGUGUAGAAAUAUGUCUGCCUAUGGACGGAAAAGAAUAUUGCAUUCCUUCAGAAGGCCUUUUGCUUUUAGAAGACGAGCAAAUACCUGCAUGCUCACUGUCGGCUUGGACUAAUCUUACAGACUUCUCUUUUGAAGAAUGGAUGUUGUCGAAAGGGGAAAGUAUCGGAGAGCAACUAUCAGAUGCAGGAAAAGACGCACUCUUAGAACUCCUUGGCUUGAAUGAAUUUCUGCUUUCGCCGCCUUGUGACCGCAAAAGAAGUCCAUACAGUCCGUCUAUGAACGGAUGGAACAAUUUAUGUCCAAGCAGUUUUGUUAACCUUCCUUCAAAGCUCCCGAGUUAUGUUUCAUGCAGUGUACCAGAUUAUUGUACAGGAAUCAACUGCUGUCUUCAGGUUGAGAACAUUGGACUUUCAAUUAACGCAUUCAUUGACAUAAAUCUGUGUAACUACACCAUUUCUGGAGGAAUUGAAACUCUGACAUUCAAUUUUUCUCUUUUCAACUACGAAUGGGGUAAGACUGAAACGAUUACAAUUAAGGAUAUCUUCCGACUUAGGUUUUCAAUUAAAAAGCCAACCAACGAAAAAGUAUUCAUCAUAACAAUGCAAUUAGCUGUGUGUCUAGAAAGAGAUGGAAGAUGCAUAAUUGAUGAAAAAGUCCUUGAUGGCACAAAGGUUUCUCAACCAGGAUGUGACAUGACCAUAGAUAUAUCAAACUUUUCAGCAACAACCUGGUUGAAAAAUAACGGUCUCGGAAACCUAAGUAUUACUGACGAUCUAUGGGGGGAGGCUGUAGAUUUUAUAUCAGAAGUUGUUGGCCUUGAUGAGCAUUAUCUAGAUGAGCAAUGUGACAUAAGAAAAGAUCCAUACAAAAAUGCCACCAACAGCUGGUAUAAUGAGUGUCAAUUUUUGAAAGCGGAACUUCCUGACUUGCCAGAUCAUUCAGUCUGUCACAUUGGUACUUCAUGCACAUCACUUGACUGCUGUAUACAUGUUGACUUCCUUCGACGAUCUUUACAAGCGUCUUUUCAGAUUGACUUUUGCAAUUACACAAUUCAAGGCAAUUUAGAGAAGUCAAAUUUUAAAUUUGAUCUUAUCGACUUUCAAUGGGCGUGUACACCUAUACGUAAGGUUAUACGUCAUAAUUUGGUCUCGUCUGUCUCGCGAGAGUAUAAGCUAGACAAAACAGACAAACACUUCAUUUUUGAUCUCUCUGUUGAAGUAUGCAUGGAUUCUAGGACAUCAUGUCAGCCUUCGAUUGAUAUCUACACGAAAGCUAUGAUACCAAUUCCCGUGUGUAACUUAGAUGCGGGAUUUAAUAUUGGAAGCUUUUCACUCAAUGAAUGGUUAAACAAUGUUGGCAGUUCGAUUGAUGAUAAUCUUCCUACAGCAGUUGUUGCUCUACUUCUAAGCCAAUUAAAUAUUGACAAAUUUCAGCAAGAAACACCAUGCUCUUCAUCUGAUGUUAUGUUUAUGAAUACAUCAAAUGGAUGGAAUUCAGAAUGCAACGCUUCCUUUAUACUACCGUCACUGCCAGAUGAAAUGGUGUGCUACAUGACUGACACAUGUACAAGUAUUGAAUGUUGUGUAUCUGUUGAUAUACUAAGAACAUCUAUCCAUGUGAAAUUUCUCCUCGAUACCUGUAGAUACAAACUUACCAUGGGAAUUGAGCGUUUGGAGACGGAAGUAAUCUUACUGGACUAUCAAUGGGAUUUUUCACUAGAAAACUGGAUAAACAAUGAGGGUUACGACUUUGAAAGCGGAUCGUUAAAGGAAUACAUGAUAGAAAAAUUGUUUGAUACUCUUGGAGUCUCCAAAUAUUUAGACGAAAAUGAAUGUAAUAGAGAAUUGCAUCCGUUUUCAAAUGGUUUGAAUGGCUGGACAACAGACUGUCCAAGAAGUCUUGAUACAAUUGGACUGCCAGAUGUUAUAUCAUGCCAUAUCCCAACUUAUUGCACAGGAUUCGAUUGUUGUGUUUACAUGGAUAUAGUGAAGCGCUCUUUCAAACUGUAUUUACAUAUUGACGCCUGCAAUUACAUGUUUUCAAUUGGUAUUGAAAAGUUCGGAUUGAACGUUUCUCUUCUUGAGUACGAGUGGGGAAAAACAGAACAGUUCUCGUUGAUGGGUGCAUUGCGGAUAAGUUACUCUAUAUUGAACUUGGCUACAGAAAACCAAUAUGUGCUUAAUCUGGACAUGUCCUUAUGUAUCCAAAAAUCGACUUGUGAAGAAACCUUUUCACUUUUAAAAGAUGCAAGAAUCCCAAAAAUAGGAUGUGAAUGGAGUGAAUCUUUAUCAGAUUUCAAAUUGGAUCAGUAUUUAGACAACCUCGGAGUACAGCUUGGUGAUUUGGAGAAUACCUUGACUGACAUCGUAGCUGACAAACUGCUUGAGACACUUGGUGUCUCUAUGUAUAUUCUUGACAGGCAAUGUGAACAGACAGUUAGCAAUGAACAAUAUAUAAUAAAUGAAUGUGACGCAUUAGAUAUUGACUUGAAGACUCCUGAUAUAAUGACAUGUAUCAUACCUACACAUUGUACCGGAAUCACGUGCUGUAUAAAUAUUCCAUUGAUUGGUAGAUCGAUAAGUGUUACAGUUGACCUCGAUGCGUGCACAUACCAACUUACAAUUACUAUCGAAAAACUCAAACUGGACAUACGACUUUUCGAAUACGAAUGGGGGACAUGGCAGCAGUUUGACAUUAAAGAUGUUUUUAGAUUGAAGUAUCGCAUUGCUGAUCUUGAAUCAAACUUUAGUCUUCAGAAAUGGAUCGAUGAUAACGGAAACAAACAAACAGACACACUUACAGAUAUUCUUAGAUCAAUAUUAUUUGAACAACUUGGAUUGACACCUUACUUACUUCAAGACGAAUGCGAUGUCGGGGUAGACCCCGGUUGGACAAAAGAUUGCCCGCUUAAUGGGUCUUUGCCGUCACUUUCGUCAGAUAUAAAGUGUACCAUAGGGGAACGAUGUUCUGGAUUUACAUGCUGUGUAAAUGUUCCAUUGCUACAACGGUCGUUUUCGUUUUACUUUGACCUAGAUACCUGCAAUUUCGUACUAUCAGCAGGAAUAGAGAAGUUGAUGUACAAUCAAUCACUAGUCAACUAUGAAUUUGGUCAUAAGAAAACAGUCGAUUUAUUUGGCAUUGUAAAGCUAUCCUAUACCAUUUUUGAUGACAAUACUUUGUCUGUAUUCAAACUUUCUGCGGAAAUUAGCAUAUGUUUAGACUCAAACAGUCCAUGCAGUCCUGUUAUAACAUUGAUGGAUAAAAUACAGUUUCCAAAACCACUUUGUAAUUGGGACAUGCCUUUUAAAGUUCCAGGUUUCGACAUUGACAAUUGGCUUCAAGAACAUGGCAUAACAGAACAAGCUUUAAGAGACACGUUCCUUGCGCAGUUAAUAGACACACUCGGCUUGUCACAUUAUUUCAAAGAUAGCGAAUGUAGCCAUCAAGAAACUCCGUACAAAUACAGUGUGAAUGGCUGGAAUACAGAUUGCCCGUUGGCUAUGAUGUUGCCUGCAUUGCCUGACGAGUUGCGAUGCUAUGUACCGGAUUAUUGUACAGCCGUUGAAUGUUGCCUUGAUGUUGGGUUACUCAAAAGAGGAUUUAGUGUUAUCCUGUCGAUUGACGCUUGUUCUAACAGACUUGUUGUCGGUAUAGAGGACCUCAAAUUAAACGUUUCUCUUACCGAUUAUAACUGGGGAUCUACAGAAGUGAUUACUUUAUUGGGUGUUGUUCAAAUUACAUACAAAAUAGAAAAUUAUGAGAAAAGCAGACAAUAUGGCGUAGAUGUUGGAUUAAAGGUAUGCUUUAGCCAUGACAAUUGUGAAUUUCAAACAACAUUACUGGAAAAUACUACAUUUGCAAAACCACUUUGUCGCUGGGAUUCAGACUUCUUGAUUCCAGAUUUUUCCCUUGAUACGUGGCUGGAUGAGAAUAACGUAAUUGAUAUUACACAUCUUCAAACGAAUGUGAUAGAUAAACUUUUGAAGGAGAUCGGUCUCAAUCAAUAUCUACAAUUAGAACAAUGCGACAGAACAACACAACCAUUCUCAAAGUUAGCUAGGUUUCAGUCAGAAUGUCGUGAAGAAGUUCAGUUACCUGAUUUGCCUGAGACUAUAUCAUGCUAUUUGUCGGAAAGGUGCACCAGUAUUCGCUGCUGUGUUGAUGUCGAUGUCAUACAAACGAGUUUUGACAUAACUCUAAAUCUGGACACAUGCAACUAUAUCCUCGAAGCACAAAUUGAAAACAUGAAGCUGGAUGUACCUCUCGUUGAUUAUAAAUUUGGUGAAGAGAGUAAAGUGUAUCUCUUUGGCGUCAUUAGACUUAUAUUCAAGAUAGAAAAGGUCGACGAAACUGCAUUUAAUAUCGAUGCAACGAUUGACAUUUGUUUCGAAGCAAGUGAAACUUGUCUUUUCUCUGCCAAAAUUUUGGACAAUGCAAGAAUACCGAACGUUUUCUGCUCCCAUGGACUUGGAUUCCAGAUUCCCGGAUUUUCCCUAGAUGUGUGGUUAAAGAAUAAUGGAAUACGAGCCGGUGAAACUAUCGGUGGAGCACUUCUUAGUAACUUGUUCAGUGCCUAUGGUAUUGAUAACUACCUACAGAGUGAUCAAUGUGUAUUGCAAGAUUCGAGAUUCGAUCAAAAGCAAGGAAAUUGUUCUACAAAUCUAGACAUAAGUGACAUACCAGACGUGGCGUGUGCUGUCUCGGAUACAUGCCUUGGUGUGUCUUGUUGCAUAUAUUCAAGUAUACUCAAACGUUCCUUUGAAUUAAGUUUCGAAAUAGAUGUUUGCCGAUAUGCUCUUGAACUGCAGAUUGAAUCUUAUAAUUCUACCCUGUUGCUUGAUACUUCGGAACUUGGUGAUUGGAAAUUCUUUACUCUCCAGGGACUGCUUAAGAUAAGUUAUCGCAUAAUAGACGUAUUUGAAGAUAAUGUCUUCAUCAUCGAUGCAAUUGUGAAACUUUGUCUGUCUGAUAGCGAAUCGUGUGUAGUCGAUAUUCCAAUUUUACAAAGAAAAGUGGUUCCAAAACCGUUUUGUCAAUCUGAGAUAGGAUUUAAAAUACCAGAUUUUUCACUUGUGAAAUGGCUUGAAGAUCAAGGUUCAAACAGCGCAGUAUCAGUCCUGCCUAAGGAUAUCGUUAACAAAUUACUGGAUGACUUACACAUUUCAAAUUUUCUUAGUCUGGGUAGUUGUACUGCAUCUAGUCCUGCAUGGAAAUCAGAUUGUGAAUUUGCCAAAAGCGAAGUUGUGCUGCCACCUGGAUUAUCCUGUAGUCUGGACAAUUCAUGUGAAAAUAUUGCUUGCUGCGUAGAAUUUACUCAACUACAGUUAAUGUUGGCGUUCAGCUUUAACUUUGAUGUGUGCAACUUGGAAUUUACCACACGUAUAGAAGAUAUAACAAAAACUGAAUCAAUCCUAAAAUUUUCAUUUAACACCGAACAUAUUAUGGACCUAUUUGGAAUCUUGAAAUUAAAGCAUAAGAUAUUCGAGUUGAAAGGAGCUGGACUAUUCUCAAUUGACGUAAACUAUAGACUGUGUUUAGACGCCUUAAACUGUACCACAGAAACAUCAGUGUUUAACAACCUUCAGAUACCCAAAUCUGCUUGUGACUGGAAUACCAGCAUGAUAUACGAAUCUGUUGAGGACUUCUUUCAGUUUAUUGACAUUCCACCGGCAGAAGUUUUACAGGGAGAAAUUAUUGACAUGUUUCUGCAUAAAACUGGACUUAACAUUUUUAUGUCUGACGAGCCCUGUGUUUUGUCACCUUCGGCGACUACAACUUCCGAGCAUGACCAAAAAUGUUCUACAAUACAACUUCCUGUGGGUAUGGAAAACAAAAUGACAUGUGUAUAUGACGGAAGCUGCACCGCUAUGACGUGUUGCCUGAACGCUGAAUUCAUACAACGAACUAUUUCAUUCGGAUACAAAAUUGAUAUAUGUGCUAAGAAGUUACAUAUCUAUAUUGAAAGCAUGCAGUACGAUUAUGAGUUUACCGACGAUAUGUAUGGAAGGGAGCAUACAAUAAGUCUUAAAGGCAUUAUUGAGCUGAAGACAAAGUUUGACUUUAUCUCUGUAACUAAUGUAUUAGUUAUAAACGUUGGUGUAAAAUUAUGUUGGGACAAAAGCUCGUGUGUUAUUGAUGCAAUGUUAUUAGAUGGUGUAAAGUUAUCCUUACCAUUGUGUGAUUGGGACAGCAACAUUCUUAUCAACGGUUUUUCGCUUGUAAACUGGAAGGCUGAUAAUGGAUUAGGCAGUGCUGACAACAUAGACGGCUUAUUGUCUGAUCAGUUAUUUGAACACUUACAACUUGCGCAAUACCUAGGGGCUCAAUGCGAUACUGAUCAUUUUGGCAGUUUAAUCACACCAGCAGAUUGUGCCCUUGCCUUACCAAGCUGGUUUGACGAUAACGCUGACUUACACUGCGGGUUCCAAAACUCUUGUUCAAAUAUUUUCUGUUGUCUAAUGAUGAAGCCGCUUGGACGUUCAUUUACAAUAAACGUUGACAUUCAACCAUGCGAGUUCAAAAUCUCGAUUUCAAUUGAAAAGUUUAAGAAGGUCGUUUCACUGAAUGACUAUCAAUGGGGUGCUAGCGAAAGAGUCACUUUAUUCGGCAUGUUAUCUGUGACAUAUGCUAUAGUUGAUAUUACUGCUGAAAAUGCCUAUGUGGUAACUUUAAAAUUAUCAUCAUGCCUUGACGAAUUGGAUUGCCUUUUCGAUGAGACUGUGUUAGAUAAUCAAAUGAUUAAAAAGGAAACCUGCCACUGGGAAGACUAUUCACUACCAUCAGAGUUCAGUCUUUCUGAAUGGGCAGAAAACAGAGGUUUAGACCCAAGUCAAUUAUUUCAAGACGGAACCCAAUAUCUAAUGGAAAAGCUCGCUAUAGACAGAUUUCUCCUGAAACCAUCAUGCAGUUUACAGGAUAAUAUUUAUUUGAACGACCAAGUCAAUGCAGGUUGCUCACAUGUUGAUACAUUUGCUUCGCUGUUGCCUAUGGCUGCCUGCCGAUUGUCAGAUGAGUGUUUAAAUCUAGAAUGUUGUAUAGAUCCACCCAACAUCAAUCGCCGCUUCAAAGUUCAAUUUAAAUUUGAUCCAUGUAACUACAAAUAUAAAAUAAACAUUGAAAAACUUACUUUUGAAAAAAGCCUGUUUGAUGUUGAUCUUUCCACCGAGCAAACAUUUUCGUUACAUGGAGUUGUAACAAUUAGUUACCGAGUAGAAGAUUUCGCAGUUGAUAAUGUUUACAAAGCCAAUCUUGGAAUAAAAAUAUGCCUUGACGGCGUCACAUGCCCAGUUGACCUGCAGGUUUUAGACAAUGCUUUGAUAACAAAACCAACAUGUUUCACAAAACUGAAACAAGACUACAAAAUAAAAGAAUUUUCGCUGAAUAAAUGGAUGGAUAGAUAUAACACAAGUUUCUCAAAGAACAUUCAGCUUAUGCUAAUGAGUGACCUCGGUAUCACUGAGUAUCUUAAUAACGACGAAUGUACAAUUGGUCAGGUCGGCUGGAAUAAAGAUGAGUGUGCACUGAGUUUGUCUUUACCUGAGCAGCAGCUGUUCGACAUGUCCUGUUCGUUAUCAGCGAAAUGUACAGAGUUUUCUUGUUGCAUACCAGUACCGUUUAUCAACAGAAAUGUUGGAAUCGAUGUAAAUGUGGAUCCAUGUGCAUUGACGAUGGACAUAAGCGUCGAACGGCUAAGAUACUCUGUCAGUUUGAUUGACUACAAUUUUGGAAGGCAAGAAAACGUUUGGAUUUCGGGAGUUUUACGACUUACGUUCACAAUCCAUGACAUUGUUCAGAAAAAUGAAUAUUUAGUGUCCGUGAACUUCGAAGAGUGUUGGGAAUAUAACGACGUUUGCUCGAAAGAAUACAGUUUAUUAACAAACCAACGGUUACCAAAGCAAAUUUGCAACAGUACAAGCGGCUUUAACAUUCAAGAAUUUUCCCUUCAAUCGUGGAUGUCUAAUCAUGGACUUAAUACAGGUGAUACACUUAAUGAACAACAACGAAAUCGUCUUCUAGAGGAAUUAGGACUUGUUGCUUUCUUGAAUGAUAAUGACUGUCAUCUUGAACAAACUACGUCAGCGCAAAAUGGUUGGAUCAACGAGUGUCCCCAUACCCUUCAGUUGCCAGAAUUACCUGACGGAAUAAAGUGUAAAGUCGCUAGUUAUUGCACAGCUAUCAGUUGCUGUGUAUCUAUGGAUCAGAUAGGCUACACAUUUAGUGUAGGUCUAGAUAUAGAUCCAUGCAGUCAAGAGUUGACAGUUCAAAUUGAACGACUGCAGAAGGAAAUAGCUUUUAUCAAUAUGGAAGAUGGAUUAUUUGAUGAGUUAUGGCUUUUUGGAAUAGCAAAUCUGAGAUAUCAAGUUUAUGACUUGCACGAAGAACGAAAAUAUCUUCUGACAUUGACUAUCAGCCUAUGUUCUUCCUACGACUCUUCUUGCACUGACUAUACGGUGUUCAAUAAAACCAAGAUUCGUAAAAUCCAAUGUGACUGGGGAUUGAACACUGCUACAGAAGAUGUGUUUUCAAUUUCUAAUUGGAUGGAAAAUUUCAAUGUUGAUGACACUCGAAAUCUUCCAGCUUAUGCAGUUGACAUACUUUUCAACGAAAUGGGUGUUGCCGAUUUUCUCUCGCAAAGCCAGUGCAUAGUCAAUCAAUAUCCUUUCAGUAUAGAGGGUGGAAUCGAGAACGAAUGUAGCGGGUAUUUGCUGGAUGGAAGUGACCUUGGCCCUGUGUCCUGUCAUAUGAGCUCUACAUGCAUGUCAUUAGAAUGUUGCAUCAACACUACUGCUCUUCCCCGAAGUAUACACGCAUUCUUCCAGAUAAAUGCUUGUGAUGAAAAGCUUACCGUUGGAAUAGAAAAGUUUACAUUUGAAAUGAGCCUUGUUGAUUAUGACUUUGGAACAAAGGAACACUUUUGGUUAAAUGCUAUAUUCCGUAUCGAUUUCCGAAUAUUCGACCUUAAAGAAAAAGAAAGCUAUGUUGUUGAUCUUGAAGUCAGUAUUUGCCUUGAAAGUGGGUCAGAAUGCACCGUGAAGCAAUCCAUAUUGUCUGAUGCUGUACUUCCAAAGCCACAAUGUUCAUUUCAAGAAGGUUUUAAUAUUAACAAUUUUUCUAUAACCGAAUGGAUGCAUGAAAAAGGCUAUGAGCUGCAAGAUGAAUUGUCAGAAUUGGAUUUGUCAUUUUUGAUGGCUGAUCUUGGCCUACCUAGGUUUCUUCAGAGCAUUGAGUGUGAACUCUCGGAUUCUGUCAAGGAUAACAAGACAUCAUGUUCCUUAAAUCAACUCCUAGUAAAUCUUCCAGAAGACCUAACAUGUUACCUUCCGACAUGCAAUGACGUGAAAUGCUGUCUGUAUGUAAAACCACUGCGAAGAAAUUUCAUGAUUCUAUUACGUAUUGACCCUUGUCAGCAAGUUCUCUCAAUAGAGAUAGAAAAUAUGAAAGUGCAACUUGCCUUCAAUGACUUUAAAUGGAAUGAAGAGCAGUCGAUAUUUUUGAAGGGUGUCCUACGAGUAGCAUUUACAUUAGAAAACCUAGAUGGACAAAAUGCAUUUGUGUUGUCACUUGCUGUAGAUGCAUGUCUUGAAUUUAACACGGAGUGCUAUUUCAAAAGCACAAUCUUCGACAAGGCAAUAUUUCAUAAAAGAUUUUGUGAAUUUUCAACGUCGGAAGCUUUCCCAAUUACAGACUUUUCUCUUUUGGAGUGGAAGCUGAAUAAUGAACUUCAUACAGAUUUGCCACUGGAAAAUUUAUUUUCUGAUUUAUUGCUUGAGGAAUUGGGUAUUUCCAUGUACAUAAAUGAUCCGCCUUGUCUAAUGAAUCGGAACAAAUUAAACUCUGGCUGGACAAAUAGCUGUCCAUACACAUUAAUGAACACGUUACCAACAAACAUGGUGUGCUCUUUAGACAACAGAUGCCUUAAGCUAGAAUGCUGUAUAUAUGUCACUGCAAUAAACAGAAAUAUAGAAGUCCAAUACGACAUCGAUGUUUGUGGGUCAACGGUUGAAGUCGGUGUAGAACAACUUGUCAUGAAAGAAAACUUCCUUGAUUUUUCCUGGGGUGAAACAAAGAGGUUGAACUUCGGUGGCAUUGUUCGUUUUGAUUAUUCAUUUUCCAAUCUUGAAAAUGGGGAUCAACUUAUGACAAGUGCAACGAUUAGCCUGUGUUUUGAAUCUUCGUCACCUUGCGAUUUGCAGACAACUUUACUUGAUGGACUUAUUUUUCCAAAACAAUUAUGUACAUGGGAUAAAGGCUUUGCUUUAAAUGAUUUCUCUUUGCAACAAUGGAUGUCACAGGAAGGAUUGAUUCAAGGCAUGCCGUGGACAGAAUACUAUACUGCUAAACUGUUAAACUUACUUAACAUUUCUCCGUUCCUGCUUGAAGACACCUGCACCGACAUUGAAGGAAAUGAAUCAUGGGUGUCUGAUUGUUCGAAGGAAAUAGGAAAUGGUCUUCUACAGCUUCCAGAAAAUAUACACUGUUUAAUUGGACAGAGCUGCACUGAUGUUGAAUGUUGUAUUUGGGUAGACCAAUUUAACAGAUCAUUGAAAUUACAAGCAAACAUCGAUACUUGUGCACAUGAAAUUACUCUUUCUAUAGAAAGAUAUCAAUAUAGAAAACACCUGUUCAAUUACACAUGGGGAGAUAUUGAAAAACAUACGGCUUUUUGGUGUUUGUUUCGAAUUGAAG